GGCAUGCCCCGCGCGGCCGGACGCGCGUCACGGCGGCUCGGUGCCGGCGGCUCGGUGCCGGGGCGGGGGGGCAUUACCGAGCGCGGCUCCCGCCCGCCGCGGCGGCAGGUGGUGUGCAGCCAUGGCUAUCCUCUUCGCCGUGGUGGCCAGGGGCACGACCAUCCUUGCCAAACAUGCCUGGUGUGGAGGAAACUUCUUGGAGGUGACAGAGCAGAUCCUGGCAAAAAUCCCAUCUGAAAACAACAAACUGACCUAUUCCCAUGGGAAUUACCUGUUCCAUUACAUCUGCCAGGACAGGAUCAUUUACCUCUGCAUCACAGAUGAUGACUUUGAACGAUCCAGAGCCUUCAACUUCCUGAAUGAAAUCAAGAAGAGGUUUCAGACCACCUAUGGCUCGAGAGCGCAGACAGCCCUGCCCUAUGCCAUGAACAGCGAGUUCUCCAGUGUCUUGGCUGCACAGCUGAAAUACCACUCAGAGAGCAAAGGCCCUGACCAGGUGGCAGAGACACAAGCCCAGAUCGAUGAACUCAAAGGCAUCAUGGUUCGAAACAUAGACCUCGUGGCACAGAGGGGAGAGAAGCUGGAGCUGCUGAUCGAUAAAACAGAGAACCUGGUGGAUUCGUCAGUCACUUUCAAAACCACCAGCAGGAACCUUGCCAGAGCCAUGUGCAUGAAGAACCUCAAGCUUACCAUCGUCAUCAUCAUCGUAUCCAUUGUCAUCAUCUACAUCAUCCUGUCAGCUGCCUGCGGUGGGCUCGCUUGGCCGAGCUGUGUGCAGAAGUAGCUGGAGGCAGCUGGUGCUGGUCACUUGGAGAAGAGAAUCCUAGAAGUGUGAAGAAGCAACCUACAGAAUAACUCUUAAUCUUUCACUACUGACACCUUUUCAUCCUUCCAUCCCUCCAGGACUCAAGACUUUUUUUGCCUUACCACCCCCACCAGGCCCAGCUGGUGGCUGCUCCCCUGCAGCUGCAACCUCAAGAAUGGGCUGGGUUCAAAUUACUUGAAGUGAUUUUUGUUGUUGUUUCAUUUUCCUUGUCCCAUCUCCGACCUUCUCAGCUGGAUCCAUCCAAGAGGAGAUCCUUUGGUCCAUAUGGAGGGUUAGGUGCAUGCUCCAUGGUGUAGCUUUGCACUUCCACCUCGGCGUGCAAGUGGAAGAGUUCUGCUGGCAGAUGUCCUGCCUGUGAGGUUGUUGGUGGAGGGUGGUUCAGAGGGGUGGAGCCAAGCUGAUAGUGGUGGCUGGAAAUGAGGUUCUACUUAAUCCAAGUGUUGGAGAUCCAAGUCCUCUCCAUGCCUGGCCUCACAUGGGCCUGUAGCACAGCAACGUGUUGAGGUUGCAAGUGGAACAAUACUGGUAGGAAGGAGGAGAACAGGGCCUAGUGCACUGUAAGAGGAAGGUGAUACCUCUGUAGGAGACUUCACUCUUCCUGGAGGUCCUUCUGGAGGAGUUGGGUCACCUCAGUGUUUUGAAAUGGCUGCUCUUCAUCCUCACUUCUCCCUCAUCUCCAACCCCCUUCAUUUGUGGCUCAGAUGAUGCAGAAAAAGAGAUGGUUGUGUAGAGUCAAGGUUGCAGUGAUGAAUCUACUUUCUCACCUGUCCUUUCUCCUCCUCCUCUUCUUCUUCUGAGGGUGGACUAAAAUGGAUACUAAUGAUCUCACUUGCUAAGGUGACAUUUGGGGCCAAUCUGUCUGUCUGGCUUGAGGAGGUGUUAGGGAUCUGCUGCUUGUGCUGCUCUGCCGGCGGGUGUGGAAAAUGAGAGAAGGGGCAGAAGGUUGGAGUUGGUGGAUGCUCAUCUUAGGGGCUGAAGGUUCCACCAGAGGGCGUAGUAAGACAGAAAACACAAACCAAACCCGAGGCUAAUAACCAAAUGUGGGAGCAGGGAUGGUGGUGAGAUGCUGCUGGCAGAGGACAGGUCCUGCUUUCCCUGCUGCUGGAGACUGCAAGGAUCAUUUCUGUCCCAGGUCUCUCCUGGCUGUGAUUGUCCUGUACCUCACAGGUUUCUUUCCAAGAGAAGAAACAGAUACAACUGAAAUCUCAGCAAGCAUCAGACGGUUCACAAAAGUGCAUCUUGGCAGCUCAGGGAGGUGGCUUCUGACAGUGGCUAGAAGCUGUUGAGUUGAGGGGAGGGGAAGCUUGGUUUGGUGACUGACCUCCAGCCUGGGGUUGUUGCCAGCACAGGCAGGACAAGGACACGAGACUGCUGUUCCCUCACAUCAGUUACACCAACCUCAGAGCUCUCCAGAGAGUGUUGGAUCAAGAGUUCUAGAAAGUCAUCUGCUUAGUGGUGCUGUCUGUCUUCGGCUGAAGUUUAGCUAAGGGUGGUCAGAUCUUGAUAGCCAGCAAGUGUGGGUGGUUUUGGUCAGCCUGGUGGUCACCAGCCUGUGUUUCUCUCUGUGUUGAUUGAAUGUAAAAGCUCAGAGCAAGAUCUCCUCCCGCUGAGCUCCUGCAGCCCCCCAAGCCCAGUGUAGGACGGUGCAUGUUUUAGGGAUUGCUGAUGUUCUUGUGGUCCUUCCUGUCAGCUGUUGUCUCCUGUACAAAGAACUUUUUAAAGAUGAGGCUUCCUUUCCUUUUGAAGGACGCACUGAGGCGUUGGUGUACAAAGAUUUGAUUUCAAUAAAAUGAUUGUACAGAG
Pogoniulus pusillus (Red-fronted tinkerbird) is the source of this 2629-nucleotide messenger RNA. RefSeq names its product vesicle associated membrane protein 7 (gene VAMP7). Gene Ontology annotation, biological process: vesicle fusion; exocytosis; endosome to lysosome transport. Gene Ontology annotation, molecular function: SNAP receptor activity; SNARE binding. The transcript is spliced from 8 exons. The coding region runs from base 122 to 784 and encodes 220 amino acids. Lineage: Eukaryota; Metazoa; Chordata; Aves; Piciformes; Lybiidae. Gene Ontology annotation, cellular component: SNARE complex; membrane. The record is from RefSeq and is a predicted model, not a curated record.